UGGGUGGUAGCAGAUUAUCGUUACAUUUUUUAACUGUGUGUGAACUUGCAGGAACAUGGAGAACAUUGACCCUGAUCGGACGCCUGGCUUUGUACUCGAAACCAUUAAGCUGUUAAACUUCUGUUUGAAUCAGUUGAAGAAGAAGUCGGAGGAGCAGGGCACUCUGCAGUCGGUGCUACAGCAUGGCCUGCUGCUCUGUGAAAAUCUCUUUGACCCUUAUCAGACUUGGAGGAGACGUCAGGCAGGUGAGGAGGUCAGCAUGCUGGAAAGAAGCAAGUAUAAGUUUUCUCCUCUCAGCCUACCAGAGGAGCUGCCUGCAUUCUUCCAUGACUGCCUUCAGGAGUGCAAGCUGAUUAAUGAUCAUCUACUGCUGCGGCUGGUGCAUCUGCAGGGUGCCGUCAUCAGCGGUUGCAAGAAAAAUGGUCUGCAGUCCAUCACCCCCAAUGCUGUUGAGGAUCUCAUGUCCGUGCUGCGUUCCUGGUGCCUCCGACCUUCUCCCUCUCCCCAGGAACCCAAGAACCCCCAAAUACUGCGCCUCACGCUUCGCUGCCUGACCGGCAUGAUCCACUUGCUGCAGAGUAGCAGCCCUGCUGAGAGACAGGUGGAGAUCAGAUCUGUCCUCGACACCUUCUUCCAGCUGCUCAACUGGAACAGACCGCCACCGGCCGAGCAGGAGGACGAGCUGACUUGGGAGGACAGCAUCGUCACCCUGCAAACACACAUGCUCAAUGCCAUUCCAGAGAUUCUGCAGUGCCCAGACCGGCCGGUGUUGCAGGCCAUUUUCCUGAACAAUAACUGCUUUGAGCACAUCCUGCGACUCAUCCAGAACAGCAAGGUGUGGGAAAAAGGUUCUGACUGCAUCACGGUACACGCUAUCGGAGUCCUAACUGCCAUCAUGAGCAACUCACCCUCUGCAAAGGAGGUCUUUAAGGAACGGAUCGGGUACUCCCAGCUCUUCGAUGUGCUUAGAAGUCAAGGGCAGCCGACCAAGCGGCUCCUUCAAGAGCUCAUGAACAUGGCAGUGGAAGGUGAGCGCUCUCAAGCUGUGCCUCUGGGAAUAAGUAAUGAGCAGCCUCUGCUCCUGCUCCUACAGUGGUUACCUGAGCUGGGCUCUCGCUCCCUGCAGCUGCUGGUGUGCGAGUGGCUGCUGGCUGUGUGUGGUGGUUCGUUGGCGUGUCGCAGUGUGGCGGCAGAUGCUGGCCUUGUGGGCGCCGUACUGGAUCUGCUAAACCAGGGUCCCGAACGGCUUGAGCGUCAGUGUGCCGACGCUUUGCUGGGCUUAGUGGAGAAGCUCGGCUCGCUCUCACUACGCCCGCACCACCUUAAAAGCUUGCUACGUUUGCUGCGGAAGGAGCAGGGGACACCGCGGCACCCCUACUGUAGUCGUGUCAUCCGGGCCAUCACCGCCAUGGCCACACAUGCCCAGUCAGGCACCAGCGCCCUGCAGUACUUUGACCUCACGCCACCCAUGGCCGGCAUCAUGGUGCCUUCCAUUCAGCGAUGGCCAGGCAGUGGCUUUGCUUUUCACGCAUGGCUAUGUCUCAAUGCCAACUUCCCUCCUCCACCGCAGCACCAUUACUCCGAGUCACACAUCACUGAACCUGAUCAUACACUCCGCAUUACCAGGGGUCCUCGACGCAAACAGCUCUACAGCUUCUUUACUGCAAACGGGACGGGGUUGGAGGCUUUCUUCACCACAGAUGGAGUGCUGGUGGUAGCCGUGUGCACCAAAAAGGAGUACAUGGCUGUUUCGCUGCCUGAAAGGCCCCUUAAUGAUGGCACAUGGCAUUCUGUGGCUAUUGUGCACAUCCCGGGUCGUCGACCAUUUGGGCAGAACUUGGUCACUAUCUACAUGGAUGGAGUCCAGUGCAAGACAGCACAGCUGCGCUUCCCUACUCUUAGUGAGCCUUUCACGUCCUGCUGUAUUGGCUCGGCGGGUCACCGCACCACUACCACUAGCACCUCUCCUACUCUGCCUCACACCCCAUCCGAGCUGGCGUUCCAGGUACCGUCUGGACCCCCCAACCUCAUCCGAUCUCAGUCCUUCCCGGCAUCGUUUUCUGGGAGCGCUGGUGGGCGCUGGGGUUUGGGCAGAGACGUUCCGGUCCACACCAUCCCAGCAGGACUGCAGGACACGGAGUGGGGAUCACCAUCAUCUCUGGACGGCCAGCUGGGCACAGCCUUCAUCUGCCACGAUGCACUGCAGCCUGCGCAGGCACAGGCGCUCUAUAGGGCAGGUCCCAAUAGCGUGCCCCUGUAUAAAGCAGAUGGAGAACAAACAGAGCUCUGCAGUAAACUUCUUCUGUACUACACGCCUCAGGCCUUUAAAAACCAAAUCUGUCUGGAUUUAUCUUUCAACCAUCAGUACAACGGCAGACUGACUGGCCACCGGGUGGUCAACUGGGACAUUAAGGAUGUGCUGAACUGCGUUGGUGGGAUGGGGGCUUUGCUGCCCCUGCUGGAACAGGUGUGUGUCCCCGAGCAGGGGGAGACCACUGGGCAGGAGACGUCUGAUCUACUGGGUCCUGAACUCACUUCCCCCAGAGGUCCUGCAGGCAUGCUGCUGCCCCUGGGGAAGUCUAGCGAGGGCCGUUUGGAGAGUAAUGGUGUGGCUGCAUUCCUGGUGAUGGUUAAAAACAUGCUAAGGAAUCAUCACGUUAAUCAAGAGAGUCUCCUCCAUUGCCAUGGACCAGCCAUCAUAGGUGCCAUUCUCAGCAAGGUGCCAAGCAGUCUGAUGGACUUUAACGUGCUCAUGGCGUUGCAGCUGCUGCUGGAGCAGGUCUCCAGUGAAGGCAACAGUGUUCUGGUCUCUCAGCUCUACCAGUACCUUCUCUUCGAUUUCCGCAUCUGGAGCCACUGUCACUUUGCCGUCUGCCUGAGUCAUAUGCGGUAUCUGUCCAAUGUCUUAAAGGAGAGCAAGCAAAGAUCACGCAGGAAGUACGGAGUUCAGUACAUUUUGGACUCCAUUCGUGGACACUACAGUGUGGAGAAGGAUGGCAGUACUCUAACAGACAAGCAUCAGACGGUGCAGCCCUUACUCUUUGACCUGUUGAUGGACUUCCUGUUGAAGUCUCCCACUGCUGAGGAGCUACAUAGUGCGCUGGCUUACGCUACUGUAGUACAGGAACAACAACAGGCGAUCAGGCUGCUUGAUGUUUUGUACUCAGUGUUGAGGAGCAGUCCUCAGGCUCUGUCGGUGCUGCUGGAAUGGGGGGUGGAGCAGCUCUACUGUCUACUGCUGAAGCCCAGUUAUAGUGAUGAUGCUCGUGAGAGGGUGUUCAGGAUCCUGUACAAAGUACUGAAAAGUGAGCGUGUUCCAGAACGCAACAAACUGCGCUUAAAGCUUAAAGAGCCCGGGUACCUGGGACUGGUCUGCUUUCUGGAGGACGUCCCACUCACCAUGACCAUCAUCCGCUGCCUUUAUGAGCAGGUGCUGGCGACAGAUAAUUCUCCCAGCUUUAAGGAUCUGUUGGCGGUGGUGUACCUGUCUCAUCGGGCUGACCUCUCUGUCCGACUGGACAUCUGUCGCAAGCUGUUUCACCUGAUCUACUCCAGUGAAGACUGCGUUAAACAGCUGGCAAAGCAACCAGGCUGGCAAGAUGUUCUUACCAAACUCUACGUAAAAGAAUCCUACGAGUCUCGCACCAACAGCUUAUCAAGCCCUCAACCCUUACUGGACCCCGUCCCCUUCAAACCCCUUCUCAAAACAGACAACAGCAUUGGGGAAAGCAUUCGCUCUGAUGUCUUCAUCCCCUACAACUCCCAGCAUGAUGAAGGUGAGGAUGCUGAGGAAGAUGUGGAGGAAGAACCAACUCAAGACAUUUCAGAGGGCAUCUUGGAACUGUCCCAGUCUCCGCUAACAGGGAAUGAGUUCAAGAGCUUCAGCGACUCCUUAAACUUCAAGUCGUUUGACUCAACCGAGCGAGGCAGCCGCUCGUCAUUACUGUCCAACGUGUUGGACGGACCUUCUUCAUUACAGCUGACAGAGGAGGAAGAGGGAACAUAUCAGCCGCUCUCACCCUUCGGCAUGUCACCUCUUACGCUGGACCUGGGAGGACAGAAGGGCCCACAGACUCCAGAAACACCAUCUCCGCUAGAGAGCAGCAAGCCCUUUCCAGGCCUGAGGGCACGUAAAAGCUCCAGCCUGUCCAACGUGCUGGACGAUACCAGCUACUGCAAUGAGCCAUCACCUGCUGAUACCAUUUCUAACAACUCCAACCCACAGCAGACUCCAGAAGAGGAAUUGUGCAACUUGCUGACAAACAUUGUGUUUAAAGUGCUGUGGACGGGUACAGAGGGAUCGGAGGAUGUGGUGUGGAGAGAGCGAGGCCAGGUUUUCUCCGUACUUACCAAACUUGGUUCGUCCUGGCAGCUCGUGCGUCCUCCGGAUGACAUCAAGCGCAAUCUUUUAGAGAUGAUGUUGGAGUCGUCUCUGUUGGACCUGCGGGAGUCUCAGGGCACAGCUUUGACACAUAUUCCCUCCCUUCUCCGCCUUCUUAGACUGCUGCAGGACUUCCUGUUUGCUGAGGGAACUGACAAUCAAACACUGUGGAGUGAAAAGAUCUUUGAGGGUGUGGUAAAUCUGCUGGAUCGGCUGCAGGCCUGGCACACCACUUCAGCCACAGCAGCCGCCUCAGAGCUUAAACAAAUGGCUCAGAUAGGCCUGCGGAUCAUCACUGGAUACAUACGGCAGCAGAAUACCCAGGUGUGUGAGAUGGCCUGUUUGAAGCUGCACAGUCUGCUGCAGACUGUGUUGUGUCUCUCAUGGGAGGAGGUUUGUUUCCUGCUGGGGCGCCUGGGAGCCGCUUUGUGGCCCUCCGACGACGUCACCAAGACAGGCGGCACAGCGGGCUUGGAGAUCGCACUGAGGCCGCUGGUGCCUGUGGUGCGGACUCUCCUGGACCAGCAUGCUGACCCCACCAUUCUACAUCAGCUUUUGCCCAAUCUGCCGCCCACCAACGGCAGCGCCACCUUUGCCCAGGACCUGCUGUCGUACUGCAGCACAGCCGAGUGGCAGCUCUUCUACUGCAACAAUGUGGGACCCACCAUGCAGCAAUAUGAACUGGACACUUUUGGGAAGAGCCAUGACUUGAUGUCCAACUUUUGGAACUCCUGUUUCGAUGACCUGAUGAGCACGGCCCAAAAGAGAGAGAAGGACAGAGCAGACAGCAAGGCCAAGUUUCAGGAGUUGAUAGUCGACCCAUACCUGAAACGCAUCCGCAGUGAGAACAGUCGCUAUGCCAGUACACAAAGGCUAAGUAACAGCCAGCAGGGGGUGGUGUGGAAGCACUGGAAAUCCCUGCGCAGACUGCUCACCAGUGAGAGAGGAACCUGGGCAGAUAAGGAUCAGCCAGAGGUGAAGUGGAAGCUCUCCAGUGCUGAGACAUACUCCAAGAUGAGGCUAAAGCUUGUGCCCAACUACAGCUUCGACACCCACUGCGAAGCUAGUGCACUUAGGGAUAACAUGGGAGCUGAUAGCCCUCGCAGCUCCACCGAGACCCUCCCAUUGGCUGUUGCUAAGGAAGCUAAAGUGAGUGACAUGGAAGACGACCAACUGGAGGAUGAAGAUCUUCUCUACAUCGACAGCCAGGUGGAAGAAGGUGAAGAGGACAGUCAGAAAGAGAAACUUGUGCUCUCGGAGGACUGUGAGCUCAUCACGAUAGUGGCUGUGGUACCAGGUCGCCUAGAGGUCACCACACAUCAUAUCUACUUCUAUGAUGGCAACAGUGAGAAGGAUGAGACAGAAGAAGGCAUAGGCUUUGAUUUUAAAAGGCCACUGAGUCAGCUGAGAGAGGUCCAUCUGAGACGCUACAACCUUCGCCGCUCGGCCCUCGAGCUUUUCUUUAUUGAUCAGGCACACCACUUCUUCAACUUCAGGAAAAAGGUGCGGAACAAGGUGUAUUCAAGGAUUCUGGGUCUUCGGCCACCUAAUCUGUUCUACUUUGGUUCCCGCUCCCCUCAAGAACUCCUCAAAGCCUCCAAUCUCACUCAGAAAUGGGUGUACAGAGAGAUCUCAAAUUUUGAGUACCUCAUGCAGCUUAACACCAUUGCUGGUCGCACUUAUAAUGAUCUGUCCCAGUAUCCUGUGUUUCCCUGGGUGCUGUGUGACUACACGUCUCCUGUGUUGGAUUUAGAAGACCCGGCUGUGUUCAGAGAUCUAUCCAAACCCAUCGGCGUGGUCAACCCUCGACAUGCUCAGAACGUCAGGGAAAAGUUUGAGAGCUUUGAAGAUCCCACAGGCACGGUAGACAAGUUCCACUAUGGCACACACUACUCCAACGCAGCCGGCGUCAUGCACUACAUGAUCCGCAUGGAGCCUUUUACCAGCCUGCACAUCCAGCUGCAGAGUGGCAAGUUUGAUUGUGCAGACAGGCAGUUCCACUCCGUAGCAGCAGCGUGGCUGGCUCGUAUGGAGAGUCCAGCCGAUGUGAAGGAGCUCAUUCCUGAGUUCUUCUACUUCCCUGAAUUUCUGCAGAACAUAAACGGGUUUAAUCUGGGCUCUCUUCAGGUGAAUCAGGAACAAGUGAAUAAUGUGGUGCUGCCAUGCUGGGCCUCUUCUCGAGAAGAUUUCAUCAGAAAACACCGCCAAGCGCUGGAGAGUGAGCAUGUGUCUGCUCACCUACACGAGUGGAUUGAUCUUAUAUUUGGCUAUAAGCAGCGAGGACCAGAGGCUGUGGAGGCUCUUAAUGUGUUCUACUACUGUACUUAUGAAGGUGCUGUGGAUCUGGAUGCCAUAGCCAAUGAGACAGAGCGCAAGGCUUUGGAGGGCAUCAUCAGUAACUUCGGCCAGACCCCUUGUCAGCUUCUUAAGGAGCCACAUCCUCCACGGAUGUCAGCACAGAGUGCGUCUAGACGGCAGGCCCGCAUGGACACUCUGCCUCCAAACCUCUUUGAUCAUCUAGACAAACUACGACCCUUUGUGGAGAUGGUGAGUGAUGUACCUUUAGUCCAGGCUGUCGUACCCAGGAACCAGACCCGCUCCUUCAUCAUCCAGGGCUCAGAUGUUCUGGUGACCGUGAAUUCUAACGGCCAGAUAGGAACACACAGCUGGCUGCCGUACGACAAGAGCAUCUCUAAUUAUUUUACCUUCUCCAAGGACCCUACCUUGAACAAUCCAAAGACACAGCGGUUCCUGAGUGGCCCUUUCUCCCCAGGGGUGGACAUCAGGUCCCAGGUGAUGGUGGUGUCCAGUGAUGGGCGUCUGCUGUUCAGUGGGGGACACUGGGACUGCAGCCUCCGUGUCACCACACUGGCCAAGGCCAAGAUGGUGGGCAGGAUCUGCCGCCACAUUGAUGUGGUAACAUGUCUGGCUUUGGACCUGUGUGGUAUCUACCUCAUCUCAGGCUCUCGGGACACCACCUGCAUGGUGUGGCUGGUCCUCCAGCAGGGUGGUUUUUCCAGUGGUCUGUCUCCACGACCGGUGCAGGUUCUGUGUGGUCAUGAUGCAGAAGUCACCUGUGUAGCAAUAAGCACUGAGCUGGAUAUGGCAGUUUCAGGCUCAAAAGAUGGCACAGUGAUAAUGCACAGCGUUCGGCGGGGUCAGUAUCUAUGCACGUUCCGUCCUCCGUGUGAGAGCUGCGUCUCUGUCCGGGUUGUCCAGCUGCAGGUUGGCAUGGAGGGUCACAUAGUGUCACAUACUGUCCUGGAGGGCUGCUCAGCUAGCAAGGAGAAGCAUACGCUGCAUGUGUACUCUGUGAACGGCUCUCUGCUGGCAUCUAUGGUAAUGGAGGAGCCAGUGACGGCACUCAGUCUGGUUUCUGACUACCUCAUACUGGGCACACUACAAGGCAACCUGCACAUCAAAGAACUCUUCAGCUUAAAUCAGGCUGCUAAGCCUCUGGUGCUGAAGGUGGCUGUUCGCAGUGUAUCGGUCACUAAGGAGAGCAGUCACAUCCUCGUAGGACUGGAUGAUGGCAAACUUAUUGUGGUAGGAGCAGGAAAACCAGAAGAGGUGCGCUCAGGUCAGUUCUCCCGCCGAAUUUGGGGCUCUACGCGCAGGAUCUCUCAGGUAUCCUCAGGAGAGACUGAGUACAACCCUACAGAGAAUGCUGGGAAAUAAGCAUCAUGCACCACACACUCCACAUGCCUUCACCAAGACCCUUCACACAUUCUGAAUAGCUGUCAGCGUCCAUCAUACGUCUACACAUGUUGCUCUAAGCGACGCCUGUGAUCUGCUGCUCUGCUUUUGAAAUGAGGCAGAGUCGUCCAAA
Trichomycterus rosablanca is the source of this 8210-nucleotide messenger RNA. RefSeq names its product neurobeachin-like 2 (gene nbeal2). The transcript has 51 exons. The record is from RefSeq and is a predicted model, not a curated record. The coding region runs from base 56 to 8059 and encodes 2667 amino acids. Gene Ontology annotation, cellular component: membrane; cytosol. NCBI's taxonomy places the organism in Eukaryota, Metazoa, Chordata, Actinopteri, Siluriformes, Trichomycteridae. Gene Ontology annotation, molecular function: protein kinase binding. Gene Ontology annotation, biological process: intracellular protein localization.